Molecule: messenger RNA, 4538 nt
Organism: Anneissia japonica
Lineage: Eukaryota; Metazoa; Echinodermata; Crinoidea; Comatulida; Comatulidae
Product: netrin receptor UNC5A-like
Exons: 7
Coding region: 1076-3145 (689 amino acids)
Biological process (GO): netrin-activated signaling pathway
Cellular component (GO): membrane
Molecular function (GO): netrin receptor activity
Source: RefSeq, a predicted model, not a curated record
AGGGCGUUACGCAAAAUAAUGCCCUAUUAGUAUUAGCGAAUCCGUCAUCCACGUCACCAUUUUGCUAUUGAAGUUGCAUGUAGUAUCUCGAGGAAUCAUAGGCCCAAACAGCAAAAUAUUGAAGUCCAUAAAUUUGCAAUAAAUACUACUCCUAUUAAUUUUUAAGGAUGACUUGUAAUGCAUGUAUUCUCAAGUAAAAGGGGGAAACGCAGAUCCUGAAUGCAUAUUCUAUAACUUAGGAAAAUUCUCUGGCGGGGGAGGAUUCCAUAACCCCAGGGUGCGGAAUUUUCAAAGGCCUCAAGCCUGCAAAUUUGUCUAACUUGGAAUCUAUGCACUGAAUGAAAAGAUCCCAUUACAUUUUAGGUACGUUCCGGAAAGUGUAAGUGGAAGCGGAAACACCUACAAUAGAUAUCUCAAAAUUGAUUACCUGAUCUGAAUGAAACAUCCUUUUUUAAAUGACCCCAAAUGACGUUAACCUUGUAAAAUUACUGCUGACGGUUCCCAACCACAAGCCUUUGUUAUCAAACCAUUAAAUAAUACUGUAUUCAUAAGAAAAACAAAUGCCAAUUUUGUUUAAAUGACCCCUAAUGUCCUGAUAACCCUUAAUAACGUUGAGAAAAGUUUUUUCCUGAAUGUACUUAUUUUUAUGAAGUCCAACUAAAAUAAUAUAAUUUACAAUUUUCUGAUGAUAUAACUAACAACGUAAUCCAAUGUAUUUUUCUCCUUUUCAUGAUAUCGUUAUUUUAAAUUGUCUCUCAGAUCAUUACUCCUGUACCAUUACGUCGAUACUCUUCUAUAUUCAUAAUGUUGAAAACGAAUGCCUAGAAAUGUUACGAUUUCGUAUCUUUUUUUUCUUGGUAAUAAUUAAAAUUAAUAUAUUUUAUAUUUAUUUCUCGCAUAUUUUUAUAUUUUAUUCUCUCAAUUAUAUUUCACUAUAUGAGGUGUUGUUCCAAGAUUUGUGGGCUUACCUGGAAUACUACAGAAUCCACUUGGUCUAGGGGGCUCAAUACAACUGGAUGGAGAAAGUGAGCUGUUGCAAGUCGAUCAUGCAGCUCAAGGUUUAAAUGGGUUGUAUAUGCAACUGAAACCCAAGUGGGAUGUUUUGAAGAAGUCAGUGGAUACGCUUCUCAAAGAUCUAGAUUUUCUUCUACCAAGGUAUUUCGAGGAAAUCGGUCAACGAGCAAAGGCAUCGAGUGUACCAUCUGCCGAAGAUGUUAUCAAGUCAUUUCAGCGUCUUAGAACAAAUGACCGGGUUGGACAGCCAUUGCAUACGUUUGUGAGUUUAUUAAAAUCGUUGAAAAAUGUAUUGCCUUUUGUAAAGCAAAUCAAAGAUGUCUUUAGUUACUUCGACUUCCAAAAGUCUCUGGUCGACAGCUUGAAGAAAAUUGAGGAUAUAGCCGAGGGGAAAAGAGCAAAUGAUACAGUUCACCCGGAAGUGUUGAAUAUAACUAAAGAUUUAAACCUAGUAACGACCGAUAUAUACCUACCUGUGAUCAGUACCGUGCCUUCUUUUUUUGAUAAUAUCAUCAGUGUAAAUAAAAUACUGAAAGAUGAGUUGUCGAUGGGGAACUGGAACGUUGUACAUGAUGAUUUACUCGGUGUUAUGCUACAGGCUACUCGAGCACCAAGGAACUUAAUCGAAGUUGAUGGGCAAGUGAUAAACAUGUACCGGAAGCUGAGUAGAGAUUUGGAAGAAGAGCGCCGGGGGUUGAUAAGGGAAAACCAAAUACAGAAAAAAAUGCUUCUUGAACAGUUACCAGUUCCACACGCGUUUAACGAUGACCCCGAUGGAGACUUAGGAGUACUUGAUAACAAAACCGAAAACGGUACAACCUUGGAAAAGAUGCUUCGAAUGUUUGAUCAGAAGGUGUCCAUGUGUAAGUUGAAAGAUGUAACUCGAAUCAAUUUCACAACUUCCACAUUUUCGGCGGGAAUAUUCGACAGUAAAGGUGGUAAUCUUACUAUCAGUGAUGCUGGGGUUAAUCUCUAUAUUCCACCUGGAGCAAUUCCUCAAAGAACCAGAAAAGAGAUAUAUAUUUACUUAGAUCCACAUGCAUACUUAAACCUGAAAAACGAAAAGGAAACACGAAUUGCUCCCAUCAUCCACUGUGGACCUCCUGGAACAUCGUUUGAAGAACCAUUCAUCCUGUCAUUUCCACAUUGUGCUGAUGGAGAAGAUCAGUGGACAUUUUCAGGACUGAUACAAAAUUCCAGAGACCCAGGUGAUCACUGGCAACAUAUCGGUGAGGAUAGUGAUGGAAUAUGCUUGGUUGAGGGAGGUGAUUGCAUCAUCAUCGUUAAUCAUUUUACCAAAUUUACGUUAGCAGGCAUCGCUGAGAUGGAUGGAACUAAACGGAUGAAUAUUUGCACAUUUGGCAAAUGUUACAACAGAAGCAGUUCAUACACGUUCAAAGUUUGCGCAUUUAACACGUAUGAUACUAACACUGUAAUAAAAGAACAGAAAAAUUUUAAAGAAGAACGUAUGGAUGAAGUAAAAUCAUUAAAGGUGCAAAAUACUGGAAAAGACGUCCAAGUCAACCUUAAUAACGUGAAGGAAGGAUGGAAGUCGGAAUACGAAGACAAAAUGACACUGAAACAUGAUGACUUAUGGUAUGAGAAGGAAGAUGGUUGCAUAUCACCAUAUUGUCGAUUUCGUUUGAAAACUGAGGAUCAACGGGACCAUGAAAAUGUGUAUUGUAGAAUAAAAGUCCAACAGGAGAACAACACUGAUAUAAAAUUCCUGGAAAUAGAUUCUACUGCUCCACCAACCUACAAGGUUGAGAAAUUAGACUUUGGUGAUGGAGAUAUUAAUUUCCAAACGUCUCGUCGAAUUUUCGGGAAAAAGAAUGCCUGCUAUACAAAACUUGAUGAGAAAGUCUGCCACGAUCUAUGUCUGCACCUUGACAAAGAGGAGCCGUUAGGUGGGCGUGACUGGAGACUUUUAGCUGAGAAAAUCGGAAUAAAAUCUGACAUUAUCGAAAAAAUGAAAAAGAUGCCAAAUCAAACAAUGUUUUUACUGAAUAGACUAAGCUUACAAUGCCAAACAUCUAAAGAAUUUUGCACUAAACUUUAUAAAAUCCUAACAGAUGCAAAACUAGAGAUGGCAUCUAAAUUAAUAGAGCCGUUUGUAACACAAGGCCAGUAAGUUCCAUGCUAAUUUGUAGAUGAUUUAGAUACGGCGUCGCGCGCUGUGUAGGACACUAUUAUUUUUGUUUAAAACGGAUUUAUUUUGGGAACAGAAUUGAUGUAACACAAUUAAUUCGUAUCACCUAAUUAAUUCUGUAUUAAUUCGAAGUGGAAAAUUUUAAUCCUGUACCAACACAUGUCCACAUAGAAUGUAUUAUAUUAUUUUGUACAACAAAUAAUAUUCCUGUAAAUCUAUCAUUUACAUUGUUUAAUUAUUCCCUGUAUUAUUAAGAUUUGAAUUAAGUUUAGUGUGUAUCGUAGCAAUAUGUGUAUGAUCAUUAAAUAAAAACUACUUACAAAAAAUAAAACUGCCACAUUAAAUAAUAAUUCACAGUGAUCAUAGAUAGGCCUAUUUACAUAAUGAAAUGAAAUAUGAACUCAAACUACAGUAUUAAGCACUGAAAUUUGGAUGAAUGUAAUUGUCCAUUUCACCUGAUAUCAAUGUAUUUUAAAAACGUCAGAUAAUAAAAUAAUACCGAGAUGCCUAUUUUCUAUUAAAGCUAGAAUAAAGCUCUGUCCACACUCUCAAAUUUUAUGUGACAAAAAAACUGAUGUGCCCAUAUUUGUGUGUAAUAUGAUUUCAUCAUGCCUAUUUGUAUGCUAUAUGGGCAAGGCACAUCACACAAAUUUGUCAAAUAAAAUGUAUUAGUGUGGAGAGAGCUUCAGCUUAAAUGAACCUCAAUUUUAUUUUAUAAUAAUGCACUGCAAUUUUAGGACCACCUCCCGCAAUAUCACAUGUUAAACAGCCAAUAUAGAUGUGAAAAUAACAAUACUGAUUUAUUCAUACUAAAUAGUGUAAAAAUAGCCACUGCAUCUCUGAUAUAUAUCCGUUAUAUAGCAGUUAUACCCAAAAACGUGAAAAGUGAAACUGAUUUACAAAAUUAUUUACAAUAGGACCAUACCAAUUUUUACACGAUGACAUGUUUUAUUGUCAUUGUUGUAGUUUAUUAAUUAGUUAGAUUUGUUAGUGCUUGUAUCAUUCCAAAAACUGUUUCAUAUUCAUUAAUUUAGGACUAGUCUAUAUCGUGAGUGGAUUUCCCGUACGAUUAAAAAUCGUAACGGUACUGGGUUUGGUCUACAGGAGUUCGUGCUUCGAACAGGUCAUUCCAUUCAUAGAAGAAGCCUUUUGAUGGAGAAAGUGUACCUAUUAGCAAAGGUUUUGCCUAGAUCGAAACUAACUCCGGCUAUAUAAGAUUGAAAAAUACUAAUCUUAUUAUUGUAGUAGAGAUAGAUACUAUGUACACGUUUAAAUUAUUGUUAUUUAUUUGUUAUGUCAUUAUAAUAAUGUUUAUUUAAUAAAUUGUGCGCAACAACUAAUGCACUACUAGGACUGUAGGUACAUGCAGUGAGAC